Molecule: messenger RNA, 1964 nt
Organism: Carica papaya (papaya)
Lineage: Eukaryota; Viridiplantae; Streptophyta; Magnoliopsida; Brassicales; Caricaceae
Product: homeobox-leucine zipper protein ATHB-6-like
Biological process (GO): positive regulation of DNA-templated transcription
Cellular component (GO): nucleus
Molecular function (GO): DNA-binding transcription factor activity, RNA polymerase II-specific; sequence-specific DNA binding
Source: RefSeq, a predicted model, not a curated record
UUUUUUUUUUCCUUCUUCCUCCCCCCCCCCCCCCCAGAAAACCUUCUUCUCUCAGUUGAGUUUCCCUGUAUAUGAAGUGGUCACUGUUCGAAAUAAGUUUUUUGAUUGAGGCAUGAUGUAAAAAAGAAGAAGAUUUGCAAAGGGUUUCUUGGGUUUUGAAUCUUUCCAUUAAUUAUCUUCUGGGCUUGUUUUCGGGUUUGGUCUGGCUUUGUUUCUUGUUUGAUGGGUAAAGAGGGAGAGGAAGUGUUGAAGAAGAAAGAAGAGAAAGAUGAAGGUCAUGUUCACGGAGGAGAUAAGUUGGUGUACAACAAGAGUGCAGGGAGAGUUGUGCAAGUUUUUGGUACAGUUUUAGAGGAGGAAAUUUGUGUUUGUACGAAUAAAAUCCUUCAAAACAAACAUUGCCAAUCCUUGUAUUGCUCUUAACUAGCAAACCAGUUGAAAUUUAAGCAGAGAAAAAACAAGAAACAAACAAAAUCAAGAUCAAGUUUAAAGAGUCAAUUUCUUCAAGUUCAAAUUUUUCAAGAGAACCAAUGAAGAGAUCUCUUGGAAGCUCAGAUUCCUUGGGUGCCUUGAUGUCUAUCUGCCCAAACACAGACGAACACAGUCCAAGAAACACUCAUGUUUACGGCAGAGAAUUUCAGUCGAUGCUAGAAGGUUUAGACGAAGAAGGCUGCUUGGAAGAAUCCGGCCAUGUCGGAGAGAAGAAACGCCGGCUAAGCGUCGACCAAGUUAAGGCCUUGGAGAAAAACUUCGAGGUGGAAAACAAGCUCGAACCGGAGAGAAAGGUGAAGCUAGCUCAAGAACUUGGGUUGCAGCCCAGACAAGUAGCCGUCUGGUUUCAGAACCGCCGCGCACGGUGGAAGACUAAACAGUUGGAGAGGGAUUAUGGUGUUCUUAAAGCCAACUACGAAGCUUUAAAGCUCAACUAUGACGCUCUUCAACGCGACAACGAAGCUCUUAUGAAAGAGGUAAGAGGACUGAAGGAGAAGCUCAAUGAAGAAAAAACAGAGAGUAAUCUUUCAGUGAUCAAAGAAGAAAUAAUCUUGCCGGAGACUGAUAAUAACAAAACCCUCGAACCACCUCCACCUUCUUUUUCUCCUCCUUCGCCGCCGGCGUCGCCGCUUCUGCCGUCGGCUCCUCUCGCCACGACGUCAGAUGCCACGGAGCUCAACGGAGUUUCCGCCGCCUCGCUUUUUCCCACGGCAGACUUCGGCUCAUCCGAUAGCGACUCCAGCGCGAUACUCAACGAAGAAAACAACAACAACAACAACAACAACAACAACAACAGCCCGAACGUCGCGAUUUCCUUAUCGGCCGCCGGCGAAUUUCACCAUGGGCUCUUCAUCUCCAACUCCUCUUCCUCGCCAAGCUGCUUCCCUUUUUCCUCCAGAAGCACUUACAACCAUACCCAGUUCGUUAAAAUGGAGGAGCACAACUUCUUCACCGGAGAAGAAGCCUGCAACUUCUUCUCCGACGAGCAAGCGCCGACCCUACAGUGGUACUGCGCUGAACAGUGGAACUGAAACCCGAGAUGUCUAACACAGCCUUAUCUUCAUAAAUAUAUGCAGAACGGUAUAGGAACGAGCCGGAGACGAUGGGAUAAUGGGUAUCUGAAAACAGAGAAUGAAAGCACUCCGAGAAGUCUGUAAAAUUGGGAUCUGUGAAGUAUUUUUUGGGAUCGCCAUGGAUAAAUCACUGUGACCCUGCGAGAGUUGGAUACUCUGAAAGAAGAAGAAGAAGAACCAAAGAGAGAGAGAGAGAGAGAGAGAAUUCACAUGGGUGGAAAGUGACGCAGUUGGGAUUUCACUGAAGCGUGGGGAAAUGAUUAGAUCGUAAUUGGUAAUCUGCUGUAAAAAAAAAAAAGGAGGAGAAAAAAGAAGCAAGCACAAAAAUUCCAUGGGAGAGAAAAAAGAAAGGUUAAUGUAAUGGAGCAAUAAUCAUAAUCAUUUAAUUAGCUUUUUUCC